UGAGUCUGUGAGACGGGCUGGACACUGACUAUAACUGCCAAGUCAUAGUGAUGGGAGCCACCAACCGUCCUCGGGAUCUUGACUCUGCAAUCAUGAGAAGAAUGCCAACCCGGUUUCACAUCAACCAGCCGGCUCUGAAACAAAGAGAAGCAAUCUUGAAGCUAAUUUUGAAAAAUGAAAAUGUGGACAGGCACGUAGAUCUUCUGGAAGUUGCUAAAGAGACUGACGGUUUCUCAGGCAGUGACCUGAAGGAAAUGUGCCGGGAUGCAGCACUGCUGUGUGUCAGGAAAUACGUUAACUCUGCCUGUGAGGAGGAGACCCAUGACGAAGAUGAAAUUCGGCCUGUGCAGCAGCAGGAUCUCCACCGGGCAAUUGAGAAGAUGAGGAAAUCAAAGGAUGCCACGCUGCAGAACGUUUUGAUGCACGUUAGUUUAGAUUAAGACAAGGAGCACAGGAGCGGUUUCAGCCAUAAUUUCAUUUGACUUCUGUAAUCAAUUAGCAAAAAACAUGAGGGGUUGGAGCAGGGAGAUGUUCCUUGAGUCCUACUUCUGGGAAUUGUUUUUAUACAACAAAUUCUAAGUUAUUGAGAUUCUGUUAUGCACAACUAGAGGUGUACCAGUGGGUCAGGAAGCAGAACAGUG
Messenger RNA from Colius striatus (speckled mousebird), 641 nucleotides. RefSeq names its product outer mitochondrial transmembrane helix translocase-like. The coding region runs from base 51 to 440 and encodes 129 amino acids. The transcript has a single exon. NCBI's taxonomy places the organism in Eukaryota, Metazoa, Chordata, Aves, Coliiformes, Coliidae. The record is from RefSeq and is a predicted model, not a curated record. Gene Ontology annotation, cellular component: mitochondrial outer membrane.